GAAUCAGAGUACCUUAAUCCUUGCAUGGACUCAUAAAAUGACUAUUGUUCUAUAGUAUUAUAGCUAACCAAAUAAGCAAUUCAGGAUUCUAACGGUCAGUUUGUGCUGACUAGCCACGUUUAGCUCCUUUUUAAAUUCGCUCUCCCUAGUCUACUCCCUUUCUAAGUGUCUCUUAAAAGAAAUAUGACCAACAAUGGUGUUGCAGGUAGCAACAAGAAGGUGGAGGAGCCACCACAACCACAUCCAGUGAAGGAGCAGAUGCCCGGGAUUCAGUAUUGCAUUAACAGCCCUCCACCAUGGUUGGAAGCACUAGUAGUGGGUUUCCAGCAUUAUUUGUUGACUCUUGGUAUUACUGUUUUGAUUCCAAGCAUAAUUGUACCUCAAAUGGGUGGUGGUAAUGCAGAGAAGGCCAAGGUGAUACAGUCCUUACUCUUUGCCUCUGGAUUAAGCACUGUAUUUCAGUCUUUAUUUGGAACUAGACUCCCAGUAGUGGCUGUGGGUUCUUAUGCAUAUUUAAUUCCCAUCGCAUCUAUUAUCCAAGCCAGUAGAUAUAGCUCCUGUGCAACUCCUAUUGAGAGGUUUGUACAUACAAUGAGGGGGAUUCAAGGUGCAUUGAUAAUUACAGCAUGCUUUCAGGCGGUCGUGGGGUUUCUAGGAUUGUGGAGAAAUGUUGUCAGAUUCCUUAGCCCUCUUUCUGUUGUUCCAUUUGUUACUCUUAGCGGCCUUGGACUUUAUCAUCUUGGUUUCCCUAUGCUGGCUAAAUGUGUUGAAGUUGGGCUUCCAGGGAUCAUCAUCUUGGUUUUCAUCUCACAGUAUCUACCACGCUAUAUGCAGCAAGAGAGGCCCAUAUAUGAUCGAUUUGCAGUCCUGAUCACUGUUGUAAUUGUAUGGUUAUAUGCUCAGCUGCUAACUUCAAGUUCAGUUUAUAAACACAAACCUGAAACUACGCAAAUUAGUUGCCGCACUGAUCGCGCUGGACUCAUCAGUGAAGCUCCAUGGAUAUAUGUUCCUUAUCCCCUUCAAUGGGGAGCUCCCACCUUCAAUGCUGGAGAAGCUUUUGCCAUGAUGGCUGCUUCUUUUGUAUCCCUAUUUGAGUCUACUGGUACAUUCUUUGCAGCAGCAAGGUAUGGGAGUGCCACUCCUGUUCCACCUUCUGUUAUCAGUCGUGGCACUGGCUGGCUGGGAGUAGGAGUUUUGAUCAAUGGCAUGUUUGGCUGUGUUACUGGCACUACUGCAUCAGUAGAAAAUGCAGGACUAUUGGCAUUGACAAAAGUCGGAAGCAGAAGAGUGAUUCAAAUAUCAGCUGGGUUUAUGAUUUUCUUCUCUGUAUUUGGAAAAUUUGGUGCUGUUGCUGCUUCUAUACCUCUCUCAAUAGUAGGAGCUUUAUACUGUGUUCUCUUCAGCUAUGUCUCUUCUGCUGGUCUUGGCUUUCUCCAAUUCUGCAACCUGAACAGUUUCAAAACAAAGUUCAUCUUGGGAUUCUCCAUUUUCAUGGGUAUUUCAGUCCCACAAUACUUCAGAGAGUAUUAUCAUGGAGGUUUGAGGUCAACCCAUAUUCACAACUCUACAUGGUUCAAUGACAUUAUUACUGUUAUCUUUAUGUCUCACACCACGGUGGCUGCUCUCGUUGCUUUCUUCUUCGACCUGACACUUUCCCGGGAAAAUGAUGAAUCAAGGAAAGACUGCGGAUUGAAGUGGUGGGAGAAGUUCAGCAUAUACAACUCAGAUGUCAGGAAUGAUGAAUUUUAUGCCUUACCAUGCUGCCUUAACAAACUUUUCCCUGCCCUCUAACCCUUCAAACGUUAGGGCAAACAGUUCUUUAAUUCACACAUUUUGGAAAUUUUGAUGUUUUGAUUCCUUCUGCAACUCUAUGCACAAUCUUGCUAUUGUUAUUUAUGAAUAUAAGUCUUGGACAAAUCAUGGAUGGUCCAAAUACCGAUAUUAGUAAACAAAAUUUCAGUUUUAGGCACUAGUGCAUGAGCUUUGCAGGUUCUGUUUACGAUGUUUGGACAUUGUUUUGCUUAGUGUGGUCAGAAAAGUGCAGGGAGAAAAUAAAAGAUUUUGUUCCGG
Rubroshorea leprosula is the source of this 2070-nucleotide messenger RNA. NCBI's taxonomy places the organism in Eukaryota, Viridiplantae, Streptophyta, Magnoliopsida, Malvales, Dipterocarpaceae. The record is from the annotation of a GenBank genome assembly.